GUGUGAUCCCAGGCCCGCCUGCGAGGCUGGCUGCCGGCGCUGAAGCGGCGACGGCGGGAGUCGCUGCUGAGGCAGCCGCGGGCGCGGGUCGCUUCGGCGCUGCUCCGUGGGGCCGGGCCGGGCUGGCUGCAGCUGGCGCCUGGCGGUGAGGGCGGGCUCCCGGGACAGGCGGAAUGGCCCCCACCUAGGGCAGUGGAAGAAGCGGCUGAGCGCAGGAUGCUGGGGAGGCGGCGCGGCGGCUCCUCACUCAUCCCAGAUGUUGAUCCUCUUUCUUCAGUAGAAUCUCCAUGGCCUGAACAUUUUCUGAAAAUUAUUUUGAGCAGACUAUCUGUUAAAUAACAAGAUAACCACAUCAAGAUGGUUGGAAAACUGAAGCAGAACUUACUAUUGGCAUGUCUGGUGAUUAGUUCUGUGACUGUGUUUUACUUGGGCCAACACGCCAUGGAAUGCCAUCACCGAAUAGAAGAACGUAGCCAGCCUCUCAAAUUGGAGAGCACAAAGACCACUGUGCGAACUGGUCUGGACAUCAAAGCCAAUAAAACCUUUCCCUAUCACAAAGAUAUGCCUUUAAUAUUUAUUGGAGGUGUGCCUCGGAGUGGAACCACACUCAUGAGGGCCAUGCUAGAUGCACACCCCGAUAUUCGCUGUGGAGAGGAAACCAGGGUGAUUCCCCGAAUCCUGGCCCUGAAGCAGAUGUGGUCACGGUCAAGUAAAGAGAAAAUACGCUUGGAUGAGGCUGGUGUCACCGAUGAAGUGCUGGAUUCUGCCAUGCAAGCCUUCCUACUAGAAAUUAUUGUUAAGCAUGGGGAACCAGCUCCUUAUUUAUGUAAUAAAGAUCCUUUUGCCCUGAAAUCGUUAACUUACCUUGCUAGGUUAUUCCCCAAUGCCAAAUUUCUCCUGAUGGUCCGAGAUGGCCGGGCAUCAGUACAUUCAAUGAUUUCUCGGAAAGUUACUAUAGCUGGGUUUGACCUGAACAGCUAUAGAGACUGUUUGACCAAGUGGAAUCGUGCCAUAGAGACCAUGUAUAACCAGUGUAUGGAGGUUGGCUAUAAAAAAUGCAUGUUAGUUCACUAUGAACAACUUGUCUUGCAUCCUGAACGGUGGAUGAGAACACUCUUAAAGUUCCUUCAUAUUCCGUGGAACCACUCAGUAUUACAUCAUGAGGAGAUGAUUGGGAAAGCUGGAGGAGUAUCUCUGUCAAAAGUGGAAAGAUCUACAGACCAAGUCAUCAAGCCAGUCAAUGUCGGAGCACUGUCAAAAUGGGUUGGGAAGAUACCCCCAGAUGUUUUACAAGACAUGGCGGUGAUUGCACCUAUGCUUGCCAAACUUGGAUAUGACCCAUAUGCCAAUCCACCUAAUUAUGGAAAACCUGAUCCCAAAAUCCUUGAAAACACUAGAAGGGUCUAUAAAGGAGAAUUUCAGCUCCCUGAAUUUCUUAAAGAAAAACCUCAGACUGAGGAAGUGGAGUAGCAGAGCCAGGAACCACUUACGUAUGUGAGGGAAGACUGCUGCCUUUCAACAGGAGGGAAAGUUCUAGGACUGGCUGUCCCCCGCUGAGAUCAGUGGAGCGUAUGUACCAUGGCCCGCAUCUCCUGUUGGCUUGCCGGUCUCCUCCCACUGCGAGGGUGGGAUGUCAGUAUACAUUUGGGCCUUCCUGAGUGAUCUUCCUGACUGCAGUGCUCUUGAUCCUAAUUACAUGCACAACCCUGUGGAUAAGAAGCCUGGAAGGAGCAUGUGCUUUCUGUUAAAACUGCUCUGGUCCUCAUCUUUUCUUACCAGAUUCCAAACUUUUGUUUCAAGGGGAGGGUUUUAAAAUGGAAUUCUAUAAGCAAAAUUGGGCAGUUUCAUCUUGGAAUAGGUUGUCUGUACAUGUUCUAAUGUUUCGUAGAACACUUCCUGUUUAAAUGUAUUGAUGUGGAUAAUAUUAAAUAUCUUAAUUAUUUAAAUAAUUCAUUGUAUUGUUUUUGAGAAGUUGAGGAAUUACCGUACAUUUACAACUUAAUGACUUUUGUAUUUUAUUUUUCAAAAUAAAAGCUUUAAAUGUGUGAAGCAUUCUGGU
Molecule: messenger RNA, 2059 nt
Organism: Odobenus rosmarus divergens (Pacific walrus)
Lineage: Eukaryota; Metazoa; Chordata; Mammalia; Carnivora; Odobenidae
Gene: TPST1
Product: tyrosylprotein sulfotransferase 1
Exons: 6
Coding region: 358-1470 (370 amino acids)
Biological process (GO): peptidyl-tyrosine sulfation
Cellular component (GO): Golgi apparatus
Molecular function (GO): protein-tyrosine sulfotransferase activity
Source: RefSeq, a predicted model, not a curated record